Molecule: messenger RNA, 1410 nt
Organism: Prunus armeniaca (apricot)
Lineage: Eukaryota; Viridiplantae; Streptophyta; Magnoliopsida; Rosales; Rosaceae
Source: the annotation of a GenBank genome assembly
AUGUUUGGAUUGGUACAUGGUGUGGUGGUGCUGGUGUGCAUACCAAUUGUUGCAGUCAUUGUUGGUCUCGUCUCAUGGCGAUGGAAUUGUUACAGGAAAAAUAGACAAAGUGUUGGUGGCAGAACGGAAAAUACUAGACCUGAGGGCUUGCAAGCUGGGAUUGCAAAGCUUCAUCAUCAUCAGCCAGCUGGUUUAGAAAGCAAGAGACCAACAGGAAACGAUUACUAUCGACGUGGGGUUUCAGGGAAGCCUCUGUUUAGUUGGGCUAAUCAUCCAACGUCCAUCACUGAUGCUGUAGAAAAUGGAUGGUCUCGAUUCGCUUUCACAAGUUUCAUGUCAUCCCCUUCAACAAAAUUAAGGCUUUUGGGUUUGUGCACGGUUGGUGAUCAGAGAAUAAGGGAGACAGAACCGGAGAUAAGCUGGGAAGUGUGUCAAGGUUCAGCUGAUUUCAUGCAGAAGAUUAGGCUAAAUUCUGGGUUGAAAAAGGUGUUGAAUUUAGGCAGUUCUAAUUCUACGGCUGCUGCCUCUGUGAUCAGGACAGCCCUGCCUCUGCCAGGCCCUGCCUUGGGGAACAACUCUUUCCCGCAAGAAACUUAUUUUGAGAUCACAAUUUUGUAUUCUCGUGGGGAUGAAUUGAGCGAGUCAAAUGGCAAGGUGAAGGAAGGUGAGAAGACUAAACUCAUUCAAGAGACUAAAGAAGAAAACCCAGGUUCAGAUUCUUUGGUUCAUGUCACUAGCAGUCAAAGAAUCAGCAGAAUUGAGGAAUUGAAGCUUAGUGUUAAAGAGGAUCAUCAUAAUCAUGGCAAAGGUGAGGCUAUUUUGUUGUCAGUUGGGCUCACUGUCGGAGGCUCUCUUCCUCUCAAACUUCCAGGCAGCUACCCCGGAAGCAUCGGAUUCGGCUCCAAUGGUUCAGUCCAUCUUGAUGGGAUUAAACUUGUCUUUGAAUCAGAAAAAGCAACAUGGGGAACAACAGACAAAGUUAUUGGGUGUGGGUUUGAUCCUAGACAAAAGAAAGUAUACUUCACUGUAGAAUCAGAGCUGGUCCAUGUGAUCCAUUGCAAGUCAGAGGAAUUUAGCACUCCCCUCUAUCCAAUUCUCGCAGCAAACACUGACAUGACAGUCUUGGUCAAUUUGGGACAAAGUGUCUUCAAGUAUGCACCAGCCAAUGCCCAAAGGACACCCAAUCCUUGCUUUGUUGGCCCUCUUGUGAGAUCCUCAGCUGCUGCUUUUUAUGAAGACAGCAUGGAGCUCUUCUCAAUGGAAAGACUUGACUCUCAGUGGCUCAACAGAUGUACAACCAAAGGCAGCCAAAACCCAAGUGCUGCAAACCAUGAACUGGAGUUUGAUGAGGAAUCUGAGGCUGAUUAUUUGAGAUUGUCCUGGAGAGUUGUGGUAGAUCCCCACACAUAG